This is a messenger RNA of Carassius auratus (goldfish), 1042 nucleotides long. Its product is annotated as glutamate receptor 1-like. The annotation marks the transcript as partial. Lineage: Eukaryota; Metazoa; Chordata; Actinopteri; Cypriniformes; Cyprinidae. The record is from RefSeq and is a predicted model, not a curated record. The transcript has 5 exons.
AUUCAGUCAUACAGAGUAAUUGUGGACGUAAGGAGAAAGUCCACAGACGGUGUUGCGCUGGAGUGGAAUACGGUUAUCAGAGUCCCUCACUCACUCACUCACUCUCUUGCGCGCCCGCGGCUCUCAGAGGAAGUGCUGCUUGUGCUGAAGGAACGGCUGGGAGCGCAACAUACACGGACGCAGCGCGAGCGAGGACACCACGCGCAAAGAGGUGCACCUGUAAUCCACGCUGCUCACGCGCCGAUGUACGGAUAGUGUGAGAGCAUCCAGAAGAGAUAUUCGACACCACGCGCAUACCCAUGCUUGGGAUUUGGCUUUCUUUUUCUUCGCUAAUGCAAAAGGAAAUAUGCAGCGAAGCCUCACACUGCUCUGCACCAGUUUUCUGGGAUUGUGCCUCGGUUCCAGUUUUCCAAGUAAUAUCAACAUAGGAGGGUUAUUCCCAACCGAAUCACACGAAUAUGAAGUGUUUCGGUUUGCGCUCUCGCAUCACCAGGAUAUCCCUAAACUGGUACCUCAAGUGGAUAUGGUCAAAAUGGGAAAUAGCUUCUCCAUGACAUAUGCUUUCUGUUCGCAGUUCUCCAAAGGAGUGUACGCCAUCAUCGGCGUGUACGACAGGAAGACUGUCAACAUGUUGAUGUCGUUCUGCGGUGCACUACACGUCUGCUUUGUGACGCCCAGCUUCCCCAUGGAAAACUCCAACCAGUUUGUCAUCCAGCUGAGACCCGAACUGCAGGAUGCCCUGGUGGGCGUAAUCGAGCACUACAAGUGGUCCAAGUUUGUCUACAUGUACAGCUCGGACUCUGGACUGUCAGUUCUGCAGAAGGUUCUGGACACAGCAGCAGAGCAUAACUGGCUGGUGACCUCCGUAAAUGUUGAGACAAUGACAGAAGCGUCCUUCCUCAAAGUGUUCCAGGACCUGGACAAAAGGAAGGAGGGCCAGAUCAUCAUCGACUGUGAGCUGGAGAGACUCACCUCCAUCCUGAAGAAGAUCAUCGAGUUGGGGAAGAACGUGAAGAGCUACCACUACAUACUAGCAAACCUG